Meloidogyne enterolobii is the source of this 1109-nucleotide messenger RNA. The record is from the annotation of a GenBank genome assembly. NCBI's taxonomy places the organism in Eukaryota, Metazoa, Nematoda, Chromadorea, Rhabditida, Meloidogynidae.
AUGAAAUUUUUUAUAAAUAUUAUAAAAAAUAUUAAUUAUUAUUUUAUUCAAUUUUUGUUUUUUCCAAUUUUUAUUUUUUGUUUAUCAUGUAAUAUUCUGACAAAACAAUUAAACGAAAAAAUUCAAAUAAAGACACCUCUUGGAAUUAUUGAAGGAAGGAGAUAUUGCAUUAAUGAUUAUGGAGAUAAAAUAGAUGUGUUUUUUGGUAUUCCUUUUGCUUUACCUCCAAUUGGAAAUUUAAGAUUUGAAAAGCCAAAAUCUAUUCCAAAAUGGAAGGGUAUACGUUUAGCUACACAACCACCCCCAGCUUGCAUUUAUCAUGCGUGGCCGGAAGGUUUUGAUAAAAAGGAAAAGAAUUAUUCUGAGGAUUGUCUUUAUUUGAAUAUAUUUGCACCCAAAAUUGUAAAGAGAAAAACACCCGAACCUAUUCAACUAUAUCCAAUUUUGUUUAUAAUUCAUGGUGGUGGAUUUGAAGUAGGUUCAUCACAUGAGUAUCACAAUUAUACCGAAAUUGGAAAAAAAUUUGUUUCUCAAGGAAUUAUUGUUAUUUCCAUUCAUUAUCGGCUUGGAUGGAUUGGUUUUGGGUCUACUGGUAAUGAUGAAUUGCCUGGUUUUAACAAAAUAUUUUUAUUAAUUACCGUAUUAUCUCUAAUACAAGCCCUGGGCGUCUAUUUUUCAAUACCCCUCAUUGACUGGGCUUCUAAUAGGGCAUGGGCUUCUAUUAGGGCAUGGGCGUUUAUUUUUCAAUAUCGAAAUUUUAUAGAGAUAAAAGAUAAAAGUAACAGAAUUAAACUGUUUAUCAGGAAGAAAAAAAGAAAAGAAUGUAAAAAUUAAAUAUCAAAAUCAAUAUAAAUAUCACUAAAACUCCUUUCCCUCAAACUAGUAGCGAGGAAAUCCCUUAUAAUCACGCAAAUCACUCUUAAUGAACUCCUGAAUAAUCAGAUUAAGCUCUCUAUUCAUCUUUAUUAAAUCCAUUUUUGUAAAUAUCCGUUUAAUUCCAAAAUAUUCCUCGAUAUCCCCCUUGCUCUUAAAUCCAUUUUACAACUUAACCUUCCAUAUCCCUAUUAUCCUUUCAUUUUAACAGUAUCCCACUCUAAUCUUCCAAUGCU